UAUAUUUAAAAAAACUUUAUGAACUGUACGUGCGUCGCUUUAACGUUUCUGUAGUCACUUUUUUACAGUGGAGCUUUAUCUCAUCCUGCAUGAAAAGUCAAUUUUUUUAGAGUCAUUACGCAGAAGAAAUGAAGUGCUAUUAUCAGGUUCUAGGUGUUGAAAAAAAUGCAACUUCUGAUCAAAUUAAAAAAGCUUUUAAAGAAAUGGCUCUUAAAUGGCACCCAGAUAAGAAUCCGAACAAUACAAAGGAAGUUCAAAAUAUGUUCAUAAGCAUUCAAGAAGCUUAUGAGACGCUUUCAGAUCCAGAAGAACGUGCUUGGUAUGACAGCCAUCGUUCGCAAAUUUUACAAGAACCACUAACUACUCAGGGAACCAGUGUAGAUCCAUUGUUUCAACGCGUCAAUCUUUAUAACUGUUUCCGAAAAACUUAUUUUGACGGUUAUGCUGAUAAAGUGGAUGGCAAACCCAACAAGAAUAAUUUUUUCUCGAUGUACACUAAUGUUUUCAAAAUCAUUGUAGAAAUUGAACUAAAGGAUUCCGAAAAUCCUAAAACCAAUGAUUACAACGCUUUUUUAAAUGCACCAUCUUUUGGUGAUUCAUUUUCUAAACUAUCUUCGAUGCAAACUUUUUAUACUUUUUGGAGUCAAUUUUCAAGUCAACGUUCCUUCCAAUAUGCAAACAAAUGGGAUUGUCCUAAUGCUUGUAAUCGAGCGAUGAGACGUCAAUGGGAAGCAGAAAAUAAAACAUUACGUUUGAACGCGAAAAAAGAACUUAAUAUAACGGUACGUGCAUUAUGUUCCUGGUUGAAAAAAAAAGAUCCACGUCUUGUUCAAGCAUGGAUUGAAAAUGCGGAAAAAACACGAGAAAACAGACGGUCUGGUUUGGUUCAAAAACGUACUGAAAACGUAAGUCAAGAAGACAAUCGCUUAUUACAAAGAAAGCUUGAAUUGGAAAGAUGGGAACGCUUAAAAGUAGAAAAAGCUGAAGCAUUGAAGAAUCGUUCACAAACCUUUUUAGAUGAGUGUGAAAUGAGUUCAGAAAGUUUUCAAUCGGAUUCACAAAGUGACGUUACUGGAACAAUGAAACCUAAAAAAAACGUUAUCAUUUACUACGUAUGUGAACCGUGUCAUCGUCAUUUUCGUAGUAAGGCACAGUAUUCUUGUCAUGAAAAAUCCAAAAAACAUAAAAAAACUAUUCAAUCGCUGUAUGAGGAAAUAAACCACCAUUAUGAUAAUACGAGUGUGCCAUGUGCAGAGGUUAAUAAAGACAUUAUUAUUAGUGAUGCGUCAGAGGGUGAAAUAAAUAAUUCGAAAACUAACGACUUGCACACAAAUAAACAAGAUGACGUGAGCCUCACUUUUGACGUUUUAAGCGAAAGCGUCACCUCUUUAAAUGACGACGAUUCGUUCACAGAUCAACUUUUGAAUUUACGAUUAUCUCGAAAAAAGGGUAUAUCUGACUCGUACUCAGGUAGUGAAGAGGGGAAUGUCUUUUGUGCCCCUGAGUCACCCAAACACACCAGGGUGGUAGACAAUGCUCUACCUAGAAAACAUUCAAAAAAGAAAGUAGUAAACCGUAGUUCCAAUGCCUCAACUCUCACUGAACAUGUUUGUGGUACUUGUCAAGCCAAAUUCCUAUCCAAAAAUAAAUUAUUUUGUCAUCUUCGCUCUGAAAAUCACGUUCAAGUGUUGCCAACCAAAUUUUUAAAUGAAAAGCGAGUGAAAUCGAAAAAAAAAAAGAUUUAA
Molecule: messenger RNA, 1745 nt
Organism: Hylaeus volcanicus
Lineage: Eukaryota; Metazoa; Arthropoda; Insecta; Hymenoptera; Colletidae
Product: dnaJ homolog subfamily C member 21-like
Exons: 2
Coding region: 129-1745 (538 amino acids)
Cellular component (GO): cytoplasm
Source: RefSeq, a predicted model, not a curated record